This is a messenger RNA of Gilbertella persicaria, 1172 nucleotides long. RefSeq lists its product as uncharacterized. Gene Ontology annotation, molecular function: polyubiquitin modification-dependent protein binding. Lineage: Eukaryota; Fungi; Mucoromycota; Mucoromycetes; Mucorales; Choanephoraceae. Bases 58 to 1110 code for a protein of 350 amino acids. The transcript has 4 exons. The record is from RefSeq and is a predicted model, not a curated record. Gene Ontology annotation, biological process: proteasome-mediated ubiquitin-dependent protein catabolic process. Gene Ontology annotation, cellular component: nucleus; cytosol; proteasome regulatory particle, base subcomplex.
UUUUUACUUUUCUCUCUUACACAUACAACUCUAUUUCUUUUCUUUUCUUUUUGCAAUAUGGUGAUGGAAGCCUCAAUGAUUGUUGUUGAUAAUUCUGAGUGGAUGCGUAAUGGUGAUUACUCACCAACACGUCUUGUUGCUCAAAAUGAAGCCGUCAAUCUUAUCUUUUCCUCUAAAACACAAUCCAAUCCAGAAAAUACAGUAGGUCUCAUGACAGCAGCUGGAAAGGGACCUGAAGUCUUGGUCACUUUGACUACUGAUGUUGGCAAAAUCCUCAGUGCUUUGCAUGCCGUCAAAGCAGGUGGUAAGCCUAACUUUUUGACAAGUGUUCAAAUUGCACAACUCGCUUUAAAGCAUAGACAAAACAGAAAUCAACGUCAAAGAAUCAUUGUGUUUGUAGCUAGUCCUAUUGAAGCUGAUGAAAAGACAUUAGUCAAACUUGCUAAAAAGCUCAAAAAGAACAACGUUGCCGUUGAUGUGAUCAAUUUUGGUCAAGAAACCGAGAACACAUCUCGAUUGGAAGCCUUUAUCAACAAUGUCAACAACAGUGAUAACAGUCAUCUUGUCACUAUUCCACCUGGACCUCAUCUUUUGAGCGAUAUGCUUAUUUCUACACCUAUUAUUGCAGGCGAAGAUGGUGCUGCUGGUAACUUUGGUGGUAGUAGUGGUGGUGAUUUUGAAUUUGGUAUUGAUCCUAGUCUUGAUCCUGAACUUGCAUUGGCUUUGCGUAUCUCUCUUGAAGAAGAAAAAGCACGUCAAGAAGCAGAAGCAGCAAAAAAUGCAGGCAGUAGUAAUACAAAAGAAGCUGAAUCUUCUUCUUCCAUGGCAGUUGACUCACACGCAAAUGAAGAAGAUGCUGAACUUCAAGCAGCUUUAGCCAUGUCUAUGAAUGAUGCCCCACAAAAAGAAGAAGAUGAUGAGAAUAUGGAAGAUUUAAAUGAAGAUGAUGCACUUCAAAGAGCACUAGCCAUGUCUAUGAAUGAUAAUCAAGAAGAUGAAGAAAUGAUGUCUGCUGUCUUGGGUUCUUUACCAGGUGUUGAUAAGAAUGAUGAGCGUAUUCAAAAGGCAUUGGAAGACAUGGAAAAGAAGGACAAGCAUGAAGAGAAAUAAAUAAAAAAAUAAAAAAAGAGAAUAAAGUCUAUGACACAAUUGUGUUACACUAUCCAAUCAAA